AUGGGUAUUUUCAUGAUAAUUGAUCAAGUAAUUAAAAGCCACAGGGACAUUGAUGGCUAUACCCUGAAUAAUGCAAUCGUUUGUUUUGUUAAAGGUUUAUUUCCUGCCAUUCUAAAUUUGGCUAGUAAUGCUCAUAUCCGCACCAAUGCCACAUGUGGGGAGAAGGGGCCGGAGAUGUUCUGCAAACUGGUGGAACACGUUCCCGGACGACCGGUACGCAAUGCCCAGUGCAGAAUAUGUGACCACAACAGUGCUAACUCCAAAGAGCAUCAUCCCAUCUCCAAUGCUAUCGACGGUACCAAUAAUUGGUGGCAGAGCCCCAGCAUUCAAAAUGGGCGGGAGUAUCACUGGGUCACAAUCACCCUGGACCUAAGACAGAUAUUUCAAGUGGCCUACGUCAUCAUCAAAGCGGCCAAUUCUCCCCGUCCUGGAAACUGGAUUUUGGAACGCUCGCUGGAUGGCACCAAGUUCACACCUUGGCAGUACUAUGCAAUUAGUGACACUGAGUGUUUGACUCGCUAUAAUAUCACACCAAGACUGGGGCCACCUACUUACAAGAGAGAUGAUGAAGUGAUAUGCACCUCUUACUAUUCUAGACUUGUCCCACUGGAGCACGGCGAGAUUCAUACAUCGCUGAUCAAUGGCAGACCCAGUGCUGAUGAUCUGUCACCCAAGUUAUUGGAAUUCACUUCUGCACGAUACAUCCGUCUCCGCUUACAGCGUAUUAGAACUCUUAAUGCUGACCUUAUGACCCUCAGCCACCGAGAGCCAAAAGAUCUGGACCCUAUAGUUACCAGAAGGUACUACUAUUCCAUAAAGGAUAUUUCCAUUGGAGGCAUGUGCAUUUGUUAUGGUCACGCUAGCAGCUGUCCUUGGGAUGAAACUUCAAAGAAACUACAGUGUCAGUGUGAACACAAUACAUGUGGUGAGACUUGUAAUACAUGUUGUCCCGGUUAUCAUCAACAACCAUGGAGACCCGGAACUAUUUCUUCUGGAAACACAUGUGAAGAAUGCAACUGUCAUAACAAAGCAGCAGACUGUUAUUAUGAUCAGAAUAUCGCAGAGCAGAAGAAGAGUGUAAAUAUUGCUGGAGAGUUUAUAGGUGGAGGUGUCUGUCUAAACUGUGCCCAAAACACUGCUGGAAUCAACUGUGAAACUUGUAUUGAUGGGUACUACAGACCACAUAAAGUUUCUCCUUAUGAAAAUAACCCUUGCCUCCCAUGUGAUUGUGAUCCAUUUGGAUCUCUCAGUUCCGACUGUAUUAAGGACGACAGCCAUGCUGACCUGCCGAAUGGGGACUGGCCAGGUCAGUGCCAAUGCAAAGAGGGCUACACUGGAGAAAAAUGCAACCGUUGCCAAUUUGGCUACAGGGGCUAUCCCCAUUGUGUACGCUGUAACUGUAGCCUGGCUGGCAGUGUGAAUGAUGACCCGUGCUCGGAGCCCUGUCUUUGCAAGGAAAAUGUCGAAGGUGAAGAUUGUGACCGCUGUAAACCAGGCUCCUAUAACCUGAAAGACAGAAACCCCCAAGGCUGCACAGAAUGUUUUUGCUUUGGAGUUUCUGAUGUCUGUGAAAGCCUUCCCUGGUCUGUCAACAAGGUAACUGAUAUGUCAGGGUGGGUAGUGACUGAUUUAUUUGGUGAAAACAAAAUCCAGACUCAGAGAAACCCGUUCGAUGGACUUCAUCAAAUUAGUAUUAACAACACUGUGGCUAUGAAAAUACUGAAAUCUACCUAUUACUGGUCCGCUCCUUCAUCGUAUCUAGGAAAUAAGCUGACUUCCUUCGGUGGCUACCUGAAUUAUACAGUGUCUUAUGAUAUUCCAAUGGAGACUUUGGACAGUGAUUUAGUGUCUCAUGCCGAUGUUAUCAUUAAGGGCAAUGGGCAGACUCUGAGCACUAGGGCUGAGGGUCUGUCUUUGCAACCCUAUGAGGAGUACUUCAAUAUGGUGCAGCUGGAUUCUGAGAACUUCAGGGACUUAAAUACUAAAAGAGAAGUAGACCGGGAUCAGCUCAUGACUGUUCUAGCCAAUGUGACACACCUCUUGAUCAGAGCUAACUAUAACACUGCAAAAAGAGCUCUAUACAGGCUAGAUGCAGUUUCUCUGGACACAGCGUUCCCUAACGCUAGAGACCCAGCCUUAGCCGCAGAUGUGGAACAUUGUGAGUGUCCUCAAGGCUACACAGGAAUCUCCUGUGAGUCUUGCAUCCCUGGGUAUUAUCGAGUGGGAGGAAUACUUUUCGGCGGGAUCUGCAGACCCUGCGAGUGCCAUGGGCAUGCGGCUGAAUGCAAUAUUCACGGGGUUUGUUCGGCUUGUCAGCACAAUACCACAGGGACCCACUGUGACCAGUGUGAACCCGGUUUCUAUGGCACCCCUGCCAAAGGGACAUCUGGAGACUGUCAACCCUGUGCCUGCCCCCUCACAACUGCCAGCAACAAUUUCAGCCCCACCUGCCACUUGGAGGAAGGAGAUGAACUCAUCUGCGACCAGUGUUCCCCAGGCUACACAGGCCCCUGGUGUGAAAGAUGUGCCGAGGGUUACUACGGAAACCCAACAGUACCCGGAGAGUCUUGCAUUCCAUGUGAUUGCAAUGGCAAUGUCGAUCCCCUAGAAGAUGGCUAUUGUGAUACGGUGACCGGAGAAUGUCUGAAGUGUAUUGGCAAUACCGGAGGCCCUCACUGUGAGAGGUGUACCGAGGGGUACUACGGCGAUGCCCUCGUUGCCAAAAAUUGUCGGCCCUGCGAAUGCCACAGCAAUAGCUCUCUAUCCAGUAUUUGCCACCAUGACUCUGGCCUCUGUCAGUGCAAACCAAAUGUGAUUGGACAGCAUUGCGAUCAGUGCUUGGAUGGAUUUUAUGGCUUGAACAUAGGGGUCGGCUGCCUCCCCUGUAACUGCAGUGAGUCGGGUUCUCUGUCUGAGGAUUGUAGCGAUGAGGGGCAGUGUCGCUGUAUACACGGAGUGUCGGGGGAGAAGUGUGAUCAGUGUGCUCAUGGAUUUUAUGCGUACCAAGAUGGUGGCUGUACACCUUGUAACUGUGCCUAUACUCAGAACAACUGUGAUCCACAGUCUGGAGAAUGCAUCUGUCCGCCUCACACUCAGGGACCAAAAUGUGAAGUCUGUGAAGAAGAGUAUUGGGGUCAUGACCAGGAGCUUGGAUGCAAGGCCUGCAAUUGCAGCAAUACAGGAUCAAGUAAUCAUCAGUGUGAUUUGUCAACUGGCCAAUGCCACUGCAAACGUGAAUUCGGAGGACAGAGUUGUGAUGAAUGUGCCUUAGGUUUCCGAGAUUACCCAGACUGUGUGCCCUGUGACUGUGAGAUCAACGGGACCAGAGAAGACACUUGUAAUGAGAAACAAGGGGCUUGUAGUUGUGAAGAUGAAACUGGAACCUGUUCUUGCAAGGAAAAUGUGUUUGGACUUCACUGCAGCGAAUGUAAAACUGGAACCUUUGCUCUUCAGGCUGAAAACCCCUUAGGUUGCACCCCUUGCUUCUGCUUUGGGCUAUCACGGUUCUGUUCUGAAGUGGAAGGCCACGUGAGACUACCAGUAACGCUGAGGCCGGAUCAGUCAGUCCUGCGAGUGGUCACUCAAAGCAACCUGACCGGCUCCGUCGAGGGAGUCUAUCAUCAGCCGCCUGAUGUGCUAUUGGAUGCUGAAACUGUUCUGCAGAAAGGGAAUGUGGAGCCUUUUUACUGGAGACUCCCAGAUCACUUCCAGGGGGACCAGCUCAUGGCUUAUGGAGGAAAGUUGAAAUACAGCGUUGCUUUUUAUGCUUUGCUUGGCACUGGGACUUCCAAUUUUGAACCUCAGAUUCUGAUCAAGGGAGGCCGCACUAGCAAAUUAGUCAUUUAUGUGGAUCUUCCUGCUCCUGAGAAUGGAGUGAGGACAGAGCAUGAAAUUGAUAUGAAGGAGCAUAUUUGGAAGUAUUUUAAUUCUGUGUCUGAAAAACCGGUAACACGCCCGGAUUUCAUGGCAGUUAUUAGCAACAUUGAAUACAUUCUCAUCAAGGCAUCCUAUGGUCAAGGCUUACAGCAAAGCAGAAUCUCGAACAUCUCAAUGACAAUUGGAGUCAAGAUGGAAGAGAGUCAUUCAGAGAGAGAGGAAGCCCACCUCAUAGAGAACUGUCACUGCCCAGCGGGCUAUGCAGGCCUCUCAUGCCAGAACUGUGCCCCAGGCUAUCAUAGAGCCAAGCUCCCAGAAAUCAGUAGAAUGGGACCCCGCCCACAAAUUGCAUCCUGUGUCCCUUGCCAUUGCAACAACCACACUGAGACCUGUGAUCCUGAAACCGGAAAAUGCCUGAACUGCAAGGAUAAUACAACGGGUGAUCACUGUAGUGUGUGCUCUCCAGGUUUCUAUGGAAAGGUCACUGGUUCUAUCAAUGACUGCUCUCUCUGUGCCUGUCCCAGGGCUGAGUCUUCCAGCUUUAGUCCGACCUGCGUGCUGGAAGGCGAGCAGGAUUUCCGCUGUGAUGCCUGUUUCCCGGGAUAUGAAGGACAAUAUUGUGAACGCUGUGCUUUAGGCUUUUAUGGAAAUCCUCAAGAGCCUGGUGGCAGUUGCCAUCAGUGUGAAUGCAGUCUUAGCGGCUCUGCGGAGAGAAACUGUGACCGCACAUCUGGACACUGUUUCUGUAAACCAGGGGUCACUGGGGUCCUCUGUGAUCAGUGUCAACUCAGGCAUAUCCUUGUGGAAAACGAAUGCAUCUCUUGUGAUGAUGACUGUGUCGGUGUCUUGCUAAAUGAUCUGGAUAAACUGAGUGAUGCUAUUUCUUCGAUGAACCUCACAGAAGUCGCCCCGGCUCCAUAUGGAAUUUUGUCUAAUUUGGAGAAUGUCACGAAACAUCUCAAGGAAUCUCAAUCCAGUGACCAUGUGCCUCUCUCAUUGGAGACAGCGAAAGGGCAACUUGAUGAUAUUUCAGAAAGCACAGAUCACAUGCAAAAAGAACUCAACAGGGUAUUGGAAAGUGGUGAGCUGUUGAAUAGUUCCAGCGAAAGAAUGCUGAGCAGGAGUCAAGAUUUAAGCACAUUUGUUGGCAAGCUGCAGAUGACCAUCAAUGAACUUGCUAAAGUGGCAACCACUCUAAAUGAGACUCUGGCUGCAGAUUUUCAGUUGUCCAACUCUACACUUCAGAAUAUGCGGGAAGACAUUGGAGCCAUGUUGGAAGAAAUGCGGAGAAGACAUUUCAGUCAACUACACCAAAAUGUUACAACUGAAAUCAAAGCUGCAGAGAAUUUGCUGUCACGGAUUCAAAAAUAUUACCAGAAACCACAGCAAGAUCUAAUGAAACUGAAAGAAGAUGCAAGCCAUUGGUUUUCCAAGCACAGCAGCAAGCUUCAAGAAGCUCAAGAUCUUGUAAAUGAAGCUCAUGCCAAAAUGAAGGAGACCAGACGUUUACUUCUCGCUCUGACAAAUAAUUUAGAAGAAUUAAAUGAAAAAGAGAUGAAUGUCCAAGAAAGCAGAAACGUAUCUGUGAUGCUUAUCGAUAAAGGCAAAAGCCUAAUGGAUCUCGCUGCUGCCCUUGCAGAAAACGUAAACAAUGCUACAUUGAACCUGGAGGUUCACUGGGACGAAUUCCUUCUCUGGUGUGCUAAGAUCCGACACCACGUGGACAACCUAGUCAUGGAAAUGUCCAAAAGGGGAGCCCUUGACCUAGUCUUCAAUGCAGAGGCCCGUGCAGCUGAGCUUCAAAGGCUUGCAGACUCAUUAGACAGGAGUCUCUCAGAUGUGAGAAAUGUUUCUUUCAGUACAUCUAAUGCCCUCCACACCCAUACCAAUGUUUGGGACCUGAUUAAAGACACAGAAAAACUGGCAGAAGAAACUUACAGGAUCCUACGUGACCCUCUGAUCUCUGAAGUAGAAGGCCUUGCUUCUGAUGGGAAAACCUUCCUCCAGCAGGGUUCCAAAUUACUCAAUGAAGCCAAUACUCUGAGUCGGAAAACUCAAGGUGUUAUGUCUGAAUUGAGUGAAUUGAAAAAAAAGGUACACAGGUUUCAAGAGAGUGCUCAUAAAAUUACUCACCGGCUUAAUGAUUCACUGCAGAUACUCAGAACUCUUCCUAAUGAAGACAUGUAUCUUCCAGGUGUCAGAGAAAAAACAUUUGGAAGCAAAGAGGUGGCCAUGUCAGCUAAUACAAGCGCAAUCAGUACAUUGAAUGACAUCAUGGACUUCAGCCAGAAGCUGCUGAAUACUUCCUCGGCCUUGUCCAGAGUCAACGCCACAUUACGGAGGACCAAUGAAUUCAUAAGUGACUCAUCAAAAGCUACUGUCUCAGCUGAGAGGAAAGUGAAAGAAGUGGAAAUACAAGCCAAUCUCUUAUUUGAUCGAUUGAAACCUUUGAAAAUGCUAGAAGAGAACUUGAGCAGAAACUUGUCUGAAAUUAAGGAACUCAUCAAUCAGGCCCGAAAGCAGGCAGCAUCUAUUAAAGUUGCUGUGUCUGCAGAUAGAGACUGUAUCCGUGCCUACCAGCCCCAGAUUUCUUCCACUAACUACAAUACCCUCACAUUGAACGUGAAAACAACGGAACCUGACAAUCUCCUUUUCUAUUUGGGGAGCAGUGCCAGUUCCGAUUUCUUGGCUGUCGAGAUGCGACGGGGCAAAGUAGCUUUUCUGUGGGAUGUGGGAUCUGGGUCAACCAGACUGGAAUAUUCCGACUUUCCGAUUGACAACAACCAGUGGUACAGCAUAUAUAUAACAAGGUUUGGAAACACGGGCUCACUAACUAUAAAGGAAAUAAGCUCGACUCAGAAGCCGUUAACGAAGACUGCUAAAUCCCCGGGGACGGCUAAUGUGCUGGACAUAAACAAGUCAACACUCAUAUUUGUUGGAGGACUGGGAGGGCAGAUCAAGAAAUCACCUGCCAUCAAGGUCACUCAUUUUAAAGGCUGUGUGGGGGAAGCAUCUUUGAAUGGAAAAUCCAUUGGUUUGUGGAAUUACAUCGAAAGAGAGGGUAAAUGCGAUGGGUGCUUCGGAAGUCUGCAGAAUGAAGAUUCUUCCUUCCACUUUGAUGGCAGUGGUUAUUCAGUUGUGGAAAAGACCCUCCGACCUACUGUGACUCAAAUAAUAAUGCUUUUUAGUACCUUCUCUCCUAAUGGGCUCCUCCUAUACCUUGCUUCCAAUGGCACUAGAGACUUCUUGUCCAUUGAACUGGUGGAUGGCAAAGUUAAGCUAACGGUUGACCUUGGCUCAGGACCCCUUGCUCUUAUUACAGAUAAACAUUAUAAUAAUGGAACCUGGUAUAAACUUGCAUUCCAGCGUAACAGAAAACAAGGGCUCUUGGCAAUUAUUGAUGCCCGUAACCCCAGUUCUAAAGAAACAAAGCAAGGAGAAUCUCCUGGUGCAUCCUCAGACCUCAAUCGUUCUGACAAGGAUCCGAUUUAUGUUGGUGGAUUACCUCGAUCCAGAGUUGUCAGAAAAGGGCUUAGAAGCAGAACCUACGUGGGCUGUAUUAAAAGCCUGGAAAUUUCCCGAACCACCUUUGACUUGCUCAGAAAUUCCUAUGGGGUGAGAAAAGGCUGCAAGCUAGAGCCGGUUCGCAGCAUCAGCUUUUGGGACGAUGGCUACCUGGAAUUGCCACCGAAGGCCCUGUCCCCAGAGUCUGCGUUGAUGGCAACAUUUGCCACCAAAAACAGUAGCGGCAUCAUCGUGGCGGGCCUCAGCAAGGGGAGAGCCAAGCGAAGUAGGAGGCAAGCACAUGUGCCCUUCUUUUCCAUCGUUUUGAUUGAGGGCCAUCUUGAAGUGCAUAUUAAUCCUGGUGACGGAAUGACAACGAGAAAAGUGGUCCUCCAUUCUACCACAGGAACGUUUAGUGAUGGGAGAGAGCAUUCCAUUAUCUUGAAAAGAAUUAAGAGAAUUAUCACAGUGCAAAUGGAUGACGGUAACCCUGCAGAAAUGAGAUUUGGACCACAGGCAGAAACCAGGAUUAUGAAUGUUUCUAACUUGUACGUAGGUGGAAUUCCAGUGGGAGAUGGCAGUUCUGUUUUGAAGAUGAGAAAAUCGUUUCAUGGGUGUAUCAAGAAUCUUAUCUUUGAUAUGGAACUUUUGGAUUUCACCAAUGCUCUAAGGCACGAACAAGCAGACAUGGAGAGUUGCUGGCUAUCAGAGAAGCCAAAGCCACCCACAUACCCAGAAGAUAUGGACAUUCAACCAGAGCCUCAGCCACUACCAAUUCCUGAACAGUGUGCAACAGAGGAAGUGCUAGAUUACAUUCCUGGAGCUCAUCAAUUUGGUCUUGCUCAAGGCAGCCACUUGGUGCUUCCUUUCAACCACUCUACUGUCAGGAAGAAGCUUUCGGUCCAGCUGACUCUCCGGACCUUGGCCCUGGAUGGACUGAUUUACUAUAUGGCUCAUCAAAACCAGGCUGACUAUGCAGCUCUACAGGUUCAUGGGGGUCAUCUGCACUUUAUAUUUGAUCUCGGAAAAGGAAAGGCAAAGGCUGUCCAUCCUGCACUCAUCAGUGAUGGGAAGUGGCACUCGGUUAAGACAGAAUACAUUAAAAGAAAAGGCUUCAUCAUCGUUGAUGGACAGGAGUCAGCAACUGUGACAACCAAUGGUGAUGGCAAUACCUUAGAUGUGGAGGGAAAGCUGUAUCUCGGGGGACUUCCCUCAGCAUACAGGGCCAAGAAUAUUGGCAACGUCACUCACAGCAUCCCCGCGUGCAUCGGCGAUGUGGUGAUUAACGGUAAACAACUGGACAAGGAGAGCCCCAUUUCUGCCUUCGCUGUGAACAAGUGCUACGUGACGGCACAGGAAGGCACUUUCUUUGAUGGAAGUGGAUUUGCUGCUCUUGUUAAAGAAGGCUAUAAAGUUCGAUCUGAUGUCAACAUCACCCUUGAGUUUCGGACCACUUCUAUGAACGGUGUUCUCCUGGGAAUCAGUAGUGCUAAAGUAGAUGCUGUUGGACUGGAGCUCAUAAACGGCAAGGUUUUGUUCCAUGUCAACAAUGGAGCUGGUAGAAUAACAGCAGCCUUCGAACCAAAAGCCACAAGAAGUCUAUGCGAUGGGAAGUGGCAUCAACUUCAAGCCAACAAGAGCAAACACCGAAUCGUUCUUAUUGUUGACGGGAACAUCACUCGGGCCCAAAGCCCUCAUGUCCAUUCCACUUCUGCGGACACCAACAAUCCCAUCUAUGUUGGUGGCUAUCCAGCGGAGGUGAGACAGAACUGCCUGACCAGCCAGCUGCCCUUCCGGGGCUGCUUGAGGAGACUCAUGCUGUCUAAGGGUCAGCAGGUGGAAGACUUCGACCUGAGCAGAGCCUUUGACCUGCGUGGGGUCUUCCCUCAUUCUUGCCCCGGUGCCGAGCUCUGAACCUCAGAAACGCUACAUGGGUGUGAGAGGGCGUGCCGGGAUCUUCACUGAAGAGGAAAUUCAACUUAGAAUCCAAGUCUCCCCUGUUAAAAUACAACUCUAGAUGGCUAUGUCUCAAGUUAUAUGCUAGGAUUCCUUCUAACUGAAAUUAUGUUUGCCACAAAUACCUCUACUCAACUGUCUCCCAGCUGCCCAGCAGAAACUGGGGUUCUUUAAACAGUUAUAUUCAUCAGGGUUUACAAUCAAGGUUGCAUUAUGUUGUGUAUUGGUCCUUUUAUUAAAAAAGAAAAGCAUCAUUUGAAAAGAAUAAAAGUAUGAUGAAAUGUG
This is a messenger RNA of Ornithorhynchus anatinus (platypus), 9621 nucleotides long. It is a transcript of the gene LAMA1, whose product is annotated as laminin subunit alpha 1. The record is from RefSeq and is a predicted model, not a curated record. Gene Ontology annotation, biological process: camera-type eye development; axon guidance; regulation of cell adhesion. The transcript has 63 exons. The coding region runs from base 1 to 9294 and encodes 3097 amino acids. Gene Ontology annotation, cellular component: basement membrane. Gene Ontology annotation, molecular function: extracellular matrix structural constituent; signaling receptor binding. Lineage: Eukaryota; Metazoa; Chordata; Mammalia; Monotremata; Ornithorhynchidae.